AUAUGACACAUUAGUCGAAGUUCGAAGUCACGGGAUCACUUUUCACUCCUCCAGUUUUUUUUAAUCAAGUUUCCUCAAUUUUCUCGUAAUAUUUCCACUCAGUAACAGCAAUGAAGGCUCUAGUAGGGACUCUGGUCCUUGUGUUUUGUGUCAAUGCUGCAUUUGGCUUCGAGGGAGUGCCCCUUUUGCUGUGGGGCAGCACCCAAGGAAAAACCUUCAAUCCUCCAGCACUUAACGCUCUGGCCAGCAGCAAUCUCCUCAGCGAAAAUAUCGUAGAGUCCCAGUACACUGUAGUUUUCGUGGGAGACAAAUUGAGCCCCGAGGCCUUGAAUGAAUGUGGUGCGAAGAAGUGCUUCCCAUAUCUUGAGAAUGUCCCCCAAAAGACGUACUUUGCCAAUGUGGAAAAUCCCAUUGGACUUUUGGCCACAAUUGGGGAUGAGAGGAAGACUGAAUGGGUCAAUGCGGGAAGCAAAUUGACCCCCGAAGCAGGAAAGAUCAGUUUUGUGACCUUGACUCCGGGAGACUUCAGCACUCAGGAUGCUGAGAUCGCUGAAAUGGUGAAGGAUAUUGAGGCCACGGGAUACAAGAAUUCUGCCUUUAUCUAUACAGCUGCUCACAAUAAUGUUGCUGAAGACGGAAUGAUCGCCCGUAGAAUCAAGAGAGAGGUCACGAACAAGCAGGAAGAAGUUCCUGAGGAGCCUAUCAUCUACUAUCGCGACAAUGAGACCUUUAUCAUCUCCUACAGUUCUAUCGCUUACAAGGCUGUUGGAGCUGACGAUCCCAUUGAAUUGAAUUUCACUUCAGCUGCAACUUCUCGGCUCAAUGACACUGAAGAUGGCCUGGCUCUGGACCUUCUUGGGGAUGGACCCAAAUUGUCCUUCCAUAUCCGCGGCGAGAAUGGUCGCUGGUGGGUGGAAAAGCUACUCUAUGCCGAGAAGGAGUACUAUUUGAACACCUUUAUUGGCACUCACAUUGGUUUCUCUUUUGCCUGCACGCCCACUUCGAGAUUCUUAUCGAUGGAAGAAGUACAGCCUGGUAGUUUCAACGAACUCCAGAUCACCAGACUCCAACUGGAGCCACGUUUCAGCACUGAUGCCACAGAACCCUUCUUGGGCUACAGUGAGCCAUGGGAUUGCGUAGGCUUCAUCAGUCCAGGAAUCAUUGGUGGUCUCUUUGUCACCAUUCUCCUGCUGAUCAUCUUGGCAGCUGGACUCUCCUGGAUCAUGGAGAUCCGCACCAUGGAUCGUUUCGAUGAUGUCAAGGGAAAGACAAUCACCGUUAACGUAUCCGAGUAAUGCGGAAAAAUAAUCCUCGAUUGAUUCGAGAGAGAAUUGCACAAGACAAUAAACGUUAUCAUCUUGUUGCUAGUAUUUUUGAAAAAUAAAAUUGUUCAUUAAAAAAAUCGAGAAAUAAAUAGAGUAUUUUAGAA
This is a messenger RNA of Phlebotomus papatasi, 1429 nucleotides long. RefSeq names its product V-type proton ATPase subunit S1 (gene VhaAC45). The transcript is spliced from 2 exons. The coding region runs from base 111 to 1295 and encodes 394 amino acids. Gene Ontology annotation, cellular component: proton-transporting V-type ATPase complex. The record is from RefSeq and is a predicted model, not a curated record. NCBI's taxonomy places the organism in Eukaryota, Metazoa, Arthropoda, Insecta, Diptera, Psychodidae.